CUGUCGAUGUCGGCAGCAACCUCGACGACGGCGCCUACGAGGGUGAAGGUGAAGGGCGCGAGCACGACAUCACCGGUGCCGUUGCUCCUGCUUGGGUUGCUUUUUCACCUUGCGUACAUCCCCAGCGUAUUGGACUGUUACUUCACUUCUCCAGUCGUCCAUGGCAUGUCACAUCACUCCCUUCCGCCGUCUAUCCCCGUCCCCGCCUCCAGACUUGUGCUUAUCGUCGCCGACGGCCUUCGAGCCGACUCCUUAUUCAAGUUCCAUGCGUUCCCAAAUGUCCCAGACAGCCCGGAUGUGGUUGCGCCGUAUCUCAGGCGAGUGGCAGCAGAGAGGGGUGCGUUUGGAGUGAGCCAUACACGCGUGCCGACGGAGAGUCGGCCUGGACAUGUGGCCAUGAUUGCAGGGAUGUACGAAGACGUCUCCGCUGUGACAACUGGCUGGACUACCAACCCCGUUACAUUCGACAGCGUGCUCAACCAAUCCAGCACAACAUUCUCCUUCGGUUCACCUGAUAUCCUUCCCAUGUUCGCACAUGGUGCCGUCCCCGGUCGCGUACGCACGUGGAUGUACCGCGAAGACGAGGAAGACUUCACGAAGGAUGCAAAGGCGCUGGAUGUGUGGGUACUGGACAGGUUUCGCGAGCUGUUGGCGAACGCAACGAGGGAUGCAAAGCUAGAUGAGGAAAUGAGAGCCGAGAGGACGGUGUUCUUCCUGCAUCUAUUGGGAUUGGAUACCACGGGGCAUUCGUACCGCCCGCAUUCAAAGGAAUACAUGCAGAACAUCCAGUUGGUUGACAAUAUCGUCGAGCAAGUCGAGUCCCUGAUCUCUUCAUUCUACAAAGACGACCGCACAGCGUAUGUCUUCAACGCUGAUCACGGGAUGUCCAACAUCGGGAACCAUGGCGAUGGGCACCCGGACAAUACGCGCACUCCCCUGAUCGCAUGGGGCUCGGGGAUCCGUGGACCUCUGCUGGACGAGGAGAAAGCGACACACGAUGCCUUUUCCCUUCACUGGGGCGCGCCGCUCACUGAGCUGGUGAGGCAUGAUGUCGAGCAAGCAGAUAUUGCAAGCCUGAUGGCUGUCCUUAUCGGUGCAGAGUGGCCAGUCAACGGGGUGGGCGUAUUGCCGGAGUGUAAGGAGUGGACUCGCAGAGGAUGGUUGGACUUUGGACCCGGAGAGCAGGGAGAGAAGGGGAUGGCUGCGGCAUGCAUCACGAAUGCGAGGGUGGUGUUAGAGCAAUAUCGCGUUAAGCAUGACCUCAAGCGUUCCCGUACCGCUCUCUAUUCUCCCUUCUCUCAGCUGCAAGAGUCCAACAAUACAAUUCCUCCCGGAACCUCCCAACUCGCUGCCCUCUCUGCCCUCUAUGAUUCCGGCAACUAUCACGCAGCUCGCCACCGCUCGGCAGAGUUGAUCUCCCUCUCCUUGCAAGGUCUGCGCUACCUCCAAACAUAUGAUUGGCUGUUCCUCCGUGUUGUCGUCACUUUUGGCUACCUUGGAUGGUCAGCGAUGUCUGCUCUUCAAGUCCUCCGCAUGUCGGUUUUCCCGGAUGCGCCAACCCUCAGUGACACGAUAACUGACUUGUGUACCGAGAUGGCCGCGGUCCUGCUCGCUGGCUUGCUGGUGAUCCAGCAGAGCAGGUGGACGUAUUGGAUAUACGUUGCCUUCCCAAUAUACUUCUGGAAGAACGUUCUGUUUGAUCUUCCAGUCGCUGGGGCGGCAUGGCGCCGCCUCUCUUCCGGGCAGGGGUCGGGCAUGGCUGUGGUUGGAAUCAUCCUGCGAUCCCUCAUGGUGCUGGUAGCUAUUGGGUGUAUGGUGGCAGGAUACACCAACCGCCACGUCUGGUCACUCGGCUUUGGAGUGCUAGGCUGUCUUUGGCCGCUCUCGGCGCUUUCUAGUAAAUGGUUGACCAACCAGCGAACGAAGCUGCUCGUUGCUGCUUGGGUGGGGAUAUGCGGCAUUGACGCGGCCUUUGGUAUGCUCCCUGUAGAGAAGCACGAGGACCUCACUGUCCUGAUGAUAACAGGCGCAGCUUACCUCGCUAUCGGACUCGCAGCAAUCGCUUACCUCUGGAGGGACCCUCGAGCAUGGGUGUUCGACAUGUCUGACACCUAUCCACUCGUCGUCAUUGUUGCUCUUCAGACCUCUUUUAUCGCCGUAGCGACGUAUGCCACCUACGGUGCGGUAGUGAGCUUGCAGGCGAGAGAAGGGCUUCCGGUGCAUUUCCAGAUGCUUGGUUGGACCGCACUUUUGCUUUCCUCUGCAUCACCAUUCGUGCUCCCCAUGUCGGACCACCGUUCCUCCUCUCGCCUCCUCACGUAUUUCCUCGCAUUCUGCCCGGCAUUCCUCAUCCUUUCCAUAUCAUGGGAAGGACUGUUCUAUCUUGCAUUCUGUGCGACCCUCUUUCUCUGGAUCGAGCUGGAGUCUUGUCUCGCACCGCCUCUUGAGGAGAAUAUGAAGGCUAGCAAUGGCCUGAUGCGAGUGCUAAGGGUAGACGAUAUCAGAAUCGCGCUCUUUUUCUUCUUCUUCAUUAAUAUCGCUUUCUUUGGCACCGGAAAUGUCGCAUCUCUAUCGAAUUUUUACCUUGAGCCAGUGUACCGAUUGAUACCAGUGUUCAAACCGUUCUUGAUGGCUGUGCUCCUGGCAAGUACUUUCUUGUACAAAGUCUUCCUGCCGUACACGAUCUUUGCUGCGUGCUUGGCAAUGCUGAACAAACGACUGCACCUGCCUCCAUUCUCCAUCUAUCUCGUUGCUUUGCCACUCACAGAUGGAAUGACACUAGCGAUGUUUUACAAUGUUCGCGAUGAGGGUUCAUGGCUGGAGAUUGGGCAGACCCUCUCGCACUUCAUUAUCACUUCACUGUUGCUUGUAUGGAAUGCGGGUAUAUGUGUGGUCGGGGAGUGGCUAAUGUCAGGAACGGCGGAUGGGUUAAUGGAGCGAAAGCGCACCCCCAGCCCUGCCAUUGGAAAGGAGGUAAAACUAGACUAAUGUAUAAUAGAAUAAUAU
Dacryopinax primogenitus is the source of this 3006-nucleotide messenger RNA. RefSeq names its product GPI ethanolamine phosphate transferase 1. Lineage: Eukaryota; Fungi; Basidiomycota; Dacrymycetes; Dacrymycetales; Dacrymycetaceae. The coding region runs from base 7 to 2988 and encodes 993 amino acids. The transcript has 11 exons. Gene Ontology annotation, biological process: GPI anchor biosynthetic process. The record is from RefSeq and is a predicted model, not a curated record. Gene Ontology annotation, cellular component: endoplasmic reticulum membrane. Gene Ontology annotation, molecular function: mannose-ethanolamine phosphotransferase activity.